AUCUAUUCGGCAAAGCUUAUAAUUAUUCUUCAUCAGCAGCGUAUUACCCUUUUCCAAUCAUUGGUGUUCAUUGACAAGCUCUUCAUUGACGCGUUGCCGCUGAUUUGUGCGUUGACAGAAAACGAAGCAAAUGCCAUUGGCACAUUUCUACAAAUACUCCUUUCUCAUGCUCAACGGUGGCACUCCGACAGUUCAGUUUUUGAAAAGAUGCGGCUAUAUACUGCUUUCAAUUCGGUACUUUCGGUGGAAAACAACGAGUAUGUACAAGUACGGAAUUGCUUGGUGGUAAUGACGAAGCUCGCUCCAUGUUUCCCACUCUUGAAGGAUUUGGUGGAAAAUGUAGAGAAGUUGGCUGAGAAAACCGAGAAAGGAAAAAGAGAUGAGCUGUCAUUGAAAGCUGCAAGCUAUCUAGUCCGACUGAAAAUGCGCAAUGUUCCAAUCUUCGAGGCAUCCCAAUUCCAUCGUCCUUUGCUAAAACAUCCUGUGAAACAGAAUUCUGUUUUGGAACGGAAGCGAGUUGCUCCGGCUCCGGGUAUUGAAGCAAAGAAGAAGGUGAAAGUGGAAAAGCCGAAGAGUGUAGAACGAAAAGAACCGGAAAGAAAGGAUUUACCGAAAGUAGAAAAGCGGGAAAAGAAGGAAGAGCAGGUGGUGGUCAAGGAGGACAAAUCACCUGCUAAUGGCGGGUCAAAAGAGCGGAAGGAGGCGACGGUGACCAUUGCGAAAGAGGUUAAGGAUGAUAAAAAAGAUUUCAAAGAGCCCAAGGAGAAGCGAGAAGAAACAAGAACGGCGAACGAAAAGGGUGCAGAGCGUCGAAGAAAGAGGACCUGCGAGGGAGUAUGGACGGCGAGAAGGAUCGAGGUCUCGAUGAUGAGGAAAUUGGGGCCAGCGUUACCACCAACAAUGAGAGAGGACCGAACGGAUGAUCGAAAACGCGACCAGAAAGCUCACAAAAGAUCCGCUCGAGAUGAGGAGCAGAAUGGGCAUUCAAAAGUUGCGCGAAAGGACCGUGAUCAGAUCGAAUCAAGAUUAUCCCGACCUGUGUCACAUGAGCGCAGAGCCCCGUCACCUGUACGAGAAAAGGAGAGGCGAGAUGAAAAGAAAGAUAGGCGGAAAGAUAGUAAACCAGUGCGUAAGUAG
Messenger RNA from Ostertagia ostertagi, 1137 nucleotides. The record is from the annotation of a GenBank genome assembly. Lineage: Eukaryota; Metazoa; Nematoda; Chromadorea; Rhabditida; Trichostrongylidae.